CUCUCUAAAUUAUAAAGAAGGAUCAAACCAAACGUCUCUUUCUCAGUUCUCAAUUUUCUCCAAUUCUAUUUUCUCUUCUACUAUCUCUCUCAAGUCUAAAACUCAUUAUCUCCAUUCUCCAAUUCUCUAUACUGCAGUGUUUAACAAAUAACAAUCAACAUUCAACAGACAACAAGCAAGGUAAUUAGGUUGGGAUGUUAGUCUAUGACUCAGUGGAAAUUCAAAUUCAUUUAUAGAGCAAGAGAUUAGAGAAGAAAUCUGAAAUCAUCAAUUCAUCGAGAUCAUUGGAGCCUGGUUCUAUCAUUCCUUUUUUUUUUUUUUUUUUACAUUAUAUAGUUAAUUUUACUUACUUUGAUUGUGCUUAAUAGUUAAUAUGACUCGAAAGUCUAAAUCAGGAUAUGAAAAGCGCUGUAAAAAAAAGAAAGAAAUUGAAUUCAUCGAAUCUCAAAGGGGUGCUUUUCAUAAGUUUUUGACAAAAAACCCUCAAGUAGGUGAAAAAUCUGGUACUUCUAAUGAGUUAGAUGAAAUUGUUGUUGAUUGUGAGAAUGCUGAAAUUUUAAAAAAUACUAUUGAUGAUGUUAACAAGGAUAUUACAAAUAAUUCAAAUGAUCUGGAUGAUAUUUCUGGUGGUGAGAAUGACAAUACUAAUGUUACACAAAAUGAUUCUAUUUUAGUUGACAUAUAUGAUCCAAGAAAAUGGGAUGGUCUUGAUUCAAAUUUGAUUGAUGUUUUGGUAGUAAAUGGUCCAAAAAGAGACUUAACUAUAGUGAAUGGCCCUAAAGAUAAAUAUUCUAGAAGAUUCUCUUCAACUUUUUAUACUAGAUAUUUGUCUAAUGGUGAAACUUGUGAUAGAGAGUGGCUUGUUUACUCAAAGGAGCUUGUGAAAUUUUAUAUGCUGUGAACUUGGUUAGCAAACAUUUACAGUUAAAAGACAUGUUGAUUGAUACUGCCAUGAGCGAGAUAAAGGGUUUGGCUUCUUUUUUUAAAAGUUAUAGAGAAACCGGAUUUUCAAGUGCUAUGGAAACUGCGAAACAAUUAGCAAAUGAAUUAGGAACUGACCCUAUAUUUCCUCAAAGGCGUAUAAUACGUAGAAAAAGACAAUUUGAUGAGAUGGUUGGUGAGGAAACAUCACUAUCUUUAGAGGAAGAAUUUAGAAUUCAAUACUUUUUAUACAUUGUAGAUCAAGCAAUUGCAUCAUUAGAUAAGAGGUUUGAACAAUAUGAGUUAUAUGAGAAUAUUUUUGGUUUUUUGUUCGAUUCUGAGAAGCUCCGAUCACUUGAUGAUAUUAAACUUCAAUCUUGUUGUAGUCACUUUGAAGAUGCACUUAGAAAAGGUGAGGUAUCAGAUAUUCAUGGACAUGAUCUAUAUAUUGAGUUAAAAUUGUUUAGAGAGAUGUUGCCUAAAGAAAAAAUGGGAGCAAGGGAUUUAUCAAUAUUUUUGAAACGAUUUAAUUGUUUUCCAAAUGUAAUGAUUGCUUAUAGAAUCUUACUUACGGUUCCUGUUACUGUUGCUUCAGCAGAAAGAAGCUUUUCAAAGUUGAAGUUGCUUAAAUCACACUUACGGACAACUAUGUCGCAGGAAAGACUAAAUGGCCUUGCUUUGAUGGCGAUCGAAUGUGAUCUUUUGGAAGAAAUUGAUGAUGAAAGUGUUAUUAGUGAUUUUGUUUCAAAAUUUACAAGGAGGGCAGCACUUUUCAAGUGAAUGUCUUAGUUUUUACAUGCUUAUUGUGUAAUUUGAUUUUAAAAAAAAAAACUAUCGUUCAAAUAUAUAUUUUUGUUUUA
Molecule: messenger RNA, 1781 nt
Organism: Salvia miltiorrhiza (redroot sage)
Lineage: Eukaryota; Viridiplantae; Streptophyta; Magnoliopsida; Lamiales; Lamiaceae
Exons: 2
Coding region: 934-1701 (255 amino acids)
Molecular function (GO): protein dimerization activity
Source: RefSeq, a predicted model, not a curated record